AUGUUUGGCAAUCUGUUUGUGGAGGACGAGGAGGCGUCUUCUUCCACUUCCUCCAAGGGCAGAGUUCUAAAGGGGCCUGAGGAGCCCCCUCCACCCCGAGGGAGAAGCAAUCUGUGUGGCAUCAAGAACCAGGGAGGCACCUGCUACCUCAACUCUCUGCUGCAGACCCUGCUGUUCACCCCCGAGUUCAGAGAGAAGCUGUUCAGUUUGGGCUCAGAGGAGCUGGGAUGUCUGGAAGACAAGGACUCACCUGGAGCCAAAGAAAGUCUAAUAUGUAUAAAACAUGUGCGACUCAUCCCCCUGCAGCUGCAGAGACUGUUUGUUCGCCUGCUGCUGCUGGACCAGCACAGUGCCUCCACAGCCGAGCUCACCGACAGCUUCGGCUGGAACACCACCGAGGGAACAAACCAGCAUGAUGUGCAGGAACUCAACAGGAUUCUGUUCAGUGCUCUGGAACACUCUCUGGUGGGAACCACAGGAAGUUCCUUUAUCAACAGCUUAUAUCACGGCACCAUUGUCAACAGCAUUGUGUGCAAGGAGUGUGGCAAUGUGAGCCAGAGACAGGAGGACUUUCUAGACCUGACGGCGUGUGUAUGUGGAGUGUCUAGUCUGGAAGAGGCUUUAUGGAACAUGUUUGUGGAAGAAGAGUUAUUUGAGGGAAAUAAUUUGUAUCGUUGUGCUGAGUGUAACAAGCUGGUCACCGCCGCCAAGUCUGCAAAGAUGAGGAAGCUCCCUCCUUUCAUGACCAUGUCUCUGCUGCGAUUCAGUUUUGAUUUUGCCAAAUGUGAGCGGUACAAAGAGACAGGCCGCUACAGCUUUCCCCUCAACAUAAACCUGCGUGCCUUCUGUGAACAGGCCGAGGGAGAUGACUCUGAUUACUCGUACGAGCUUUUCUCAGUCAUCAUUCAUAAGGGCGGUUGCUAUGGCGGCCAUUACCACGUUUACAUUAAGGAUAUUGAUCAACUUGGCUGCUGGGAGCCUCCAGAAGAAGAGUCUAAACCCAAGGCAAAGAAGAAAACGAGUGAGGAGAAAGCGUGUGAGUCGAAGCCACAGGAAGAGGAUCCACUGUCUAUUCUCACUGCCAUCAUCAGCCAGGAACCUUCCAAGACUGUUCUCGUGGACCAACUAGGCCAAAAGCUGAUGAAUAACUUUGGUUUCUCAUGGAAUAAAAAGUUUAAAAAGCAAUGUGGAGCUAUUGGAAAGUUCCUGCAAUCUCAUGGGGAGGUCUUCAUGCUGGUGUCUAACGGAUCUAAAGUCACUCUGAAGGCCAACUCCACAGAGCCCAUUGUUCCAGAGCAGACUAAUGAUGCACAAGGGGAAGGGGACCAGGAUACGGAGGGAAGCCGCUGGUUCGACCUGAAUGACUCCACAGUGACCUCCAUCAGAGAGCGGGACAUAGAGAAGCAGUUCCAGGGCAAAGAGAGCGCCUACAUGCUGUUCUACAGGAAAACCCAGCUGCGGCGGCCCCCACAAGCACUGAACAAUCCUCAAUAUAAAGUUCCUCCCCAACUCAUCAAACUGGCUCAGGAGGAGAACCUCAAACUGCAGCUGAGCCGUGAGGAGUUUGAAGCCACUAAUAACACUAUAGAACUGCACCUGCACUUGGCUCCAUUGUAUAAACUAGAAAAUGGUGCCCUUCAGCCAGUCUGCAAAGAAUCAGAGUCCACCAGCCUCAGCUUCGACCGCAGGAAGACUGUGGGAGACCUGCGCCUGGCCAUUUAUCAGAUGCAAGACCCGUGGGAGGGAGACAUGGCUCUGACUGUAGCCAAGAGUCUUCCAGCUGGACUCCACUUGUACAAUACUCUAACAGAUGACGCAGUUUCAUUGUACAGCGCAGGCGUCACAAACAACACAGAUCUGUUUGUCUGGAACGGCACAGAGGUGUGCGGCAGUCCCGUCCUGACCGGGGCCGAGUGGGAGCCCGUGCUGCUCACCGUAGUCCGGCCUUCUCUGGAUCACGACAUGGACGAACCCAAAGAUCAGGACCCCACCAAGGGCGAGGCACCAGGGCUGAGGAAGGAGGCCAGGGGGUUUGCAGGUGGCUCCACACUGGGUGAAGUGAAGCAGGCCCUGGGAGAGCCCGAGGAGAGCCUGCUGUGUCAGGAGGCCCGUGGGUCGGUGGAGCCCGGAGCAGGGGAAGGCGGAGGGGCCAGCGGCUGGAGGGUGUUCCCCCCAGACGAUAUGCUGCGUACCCUGAAGGAGCUGUCUCUAAAGGACGGGGACGCUGUGUUGGUGCUAGAGCCACAGUCCUUUGAUAGCAGCGUUUUCACUUUGGAUGGAGAUGUGGUGACCGUGACCACGCCGUCUGACUGCCGGUGGCUUCAGGUGGAGCAUCAGCCCAACAUUCGGCACGGACAAAGAGAGGAAGAGCCGAGCAAAGUCAAAGUGCUCGCGACAGGAAAUACUCUGUUGUUGGAGGUGAAACAGAGGGCCAUGGAGAGAAUACAGGAGCUGGAGCAGAGGCCACUUGAAGGUGCAGAGUACUGCCUCAGACACGUGGACAGCGCGGGGAAACUCCUGCCUCCAGUGUGCGAGGAGCUGAGCGUUCGGGAGGCAGGCGUGCGGCUCAUGACCACGCUGACGCUGAGCCUGGGACGAGCCCCCGAGGCGUCACAGCUUUUCCUGAGUUUCUCUGUGGGAGUGGCGCCCUCUGCUGGUUUAGAAAGGGACAUCAUUGUGGAGAAGACUUGUACUGUCAGAGAGUGUCUGAAACAAAUGCUGGAUGAAGUCGGCCUUGAAGGCAGCGGCUGGCACCUGAGACAGCUCGAUUGGUGUGAAGAGGUCGGAGAAGCACUGAUGGAUGAGGAUACACCACUGUCUGAUCUCAAGAUAAGUAAUGGAGAAACACUAAUUAUUGCAGAAGGACAACUGCCUCCAAAGGGCUUCCUGAAACUGUUUGUUUGGUUGUUGGUGAGCGACAGCAGACCGUCUGUGGAUAAUGGCUUCAUGGAGGACUCUGUGCGAGCCGUGAACGGAGCAGAGGACGUCCCUGUGUGCGGCUGUGAGCAUGCGAGGCUCAGGGCCGUGGGACAAGUGGAGAUAUCUGAUGAAGCCACGCUGGAUGAGCUCAAGACCCAGGUUCUCACGCUGCCUGCUCUGUCCGACCUGUGUGUGCCCACCUCAGCCUUCCUCAGACUGUGGCAGCUGGAGGAGAGGAGGCUGGCUCGGCUGCUCAGGGGACCACAGACCAUGCUCAGGAAACUGAAGCUUACCAGUGAAACUAAUGUCUGCAUUCAACAACUGUUUAAAGAGGAAGACCUCGGAGCCAAAGAUGUGCUCCUGAAAGUGAAGGUGGCUGUUCCUGGGGAGGCUCGGUAUUACCCCUCAGAGGAGCUGCUGUGGGACGCCUCCAAGGACCCGUCUGCCCGCUCUCUGCGCUCCUGCGUGGCUGCACACUACGGCCUGUCCCCAGACUCACUGCUGCUGGCCAAGUUUCAGCCCGAGAAACACGCCUGGGAGGAGAUCUCUUCAUGGAAUCAGCAAAUGUCCAAAAAGAAGAAGAAGAAGCGGACUGAAUCUUUACUGGGAGCUCCUUUCCAACUGAGGGACGGAGACACGAUCGGCAUCAAGAAUCUUCUGAUCGAUGGCAACAGGGACUUUUGCACCUCUGAGGACAGGCUGGGUCAGCAGAGGCUACGAGAGCAAGUAGAGCUGGGUAAAGGAGACCAAGCUGAUGGCUUCUGCUCAACUGAACAAAAGAAGAAACAAGCCAAAUCCAGAAAGCCAGAAGUGGGACUAUCAAUCAGCGUUGGGGAGUUCAGAUAG
Molecule: messenger RNA, 3765 nt
Organism: Knipowitschia caucasica
Lineage: Eukaryota; Metazoa; Chordata; Actinopteri; Gobiiformes; Gobiidae
Source: the annotation of a GenBank genome assembly